Messenger RNA from Panonychus citri (citrus red mite), 977 nucleotides. RefSeq names its product COP9 signalosome complex subunit 8-like. Lineage: Eukaryota; Metazoa; Arthropoda; Arachnida; Trombidiformes; Tetranychidae. Bases 119 to 697 code for a protein of 192 amino acids. Gene Ontology annotation, biological process: protein deneddylation; COP9 signalosome assembly. The transcript has a single exon. Gene Ontology annotation, cellular component: COP9 signalosome. The record is from RefSeq and is a predicted model, not a curated record.
UCAAUUUGUUCAAAACAAAACAAAAGUAAAUCUUUGAUUGUGAUCAAUUGUUUGUGAUUUAAUUUGUUUACUCUUUUUAAUUUGUUCUUCUUGUGUUUAAAUUGGUUGAUUAUCAAUCAUGGUUGAUAUUUUAAUGACAUUUACUGUUAACCUUGAAAGUGAAAUGGAACAAUUGGAACAGAAAGAAUUGGAAAUGAAAGAAAUUGAAUCAGCUGAUUAUGAGAAAUUACUUGUUAUUUAUUUGGCACAAAAUGAUUUAAUUAAUGCCAAAUUUUUAUGGAAAAGGAUACCGGUCACAAUUAAGGAGAAAUCUGAUUGUUUAAAGUUAAUCUGGGAAGUUGGUAAAUGUUUGAUGACCAAUGAUUUCGCUGGUGUUUAUGGUAAAAUAGAUGGACAAACAUGGCCAAUUCAUGUGUCUCCAAUCAUGGAACAAUUAAGAAAAGAUCAUCAAUCGAGAUUAAUUCAGUUGAUUAGCAAAGGUUAUACGAAGAUCAGUUUGGAAGAUGUGAUUAAAACUACUGGUUGUUCUUCUCAAGAAGAGAUGAUCAAAUUGGGCCAAUCGGUUGGUUGGAAGACUGAUGUUCCUUUCGGAUUUACCAUCGAUAAAAAUGUUACCAUUGAUGAAGAGAAUAGUUUCUCAUCUAAUCAAGAACAAUUGGAAAAACUCACUGAUUAUGUUUCUUUUCUUGAGAAUUAACACUCAAUAUCAUCACCCAAUCAGUGUAUUCUUAUCAUUUCUAUCUCCGUUAUACUAAAUAUAAGAUUUCAAUUUACUUAUAAAUAGGAAUAAAAGAAAAUCUAAUGAUAACAAAUAAUAAAAGUUCUGAAAAUUUUUCCUUCUCAUUCCUUACAAUACAAUCAACUCCAAACGAACAAUUAAUACUCGAUAAUCUAAAUGAUAAACUGAUCGAAAGGAGCUCAUAUGAAUUACUAUAUUAUUUAAAUGAUAAAGAAAUAAACGAAAUUCAUAAAUGUUA